Aspergillus luchuensis is the source of this 648-nucleotide messenger RNA. RefSeq names its product Zn(II)2Cys6 transcription factor domain-containing protein. Gene Ontology annotation, molecular function: zinc ion binding; DNA-binding transcription factor activity, RNA polymerase II-specific. Bases 1 to 648 code for a protein of 215 amino acids. Gene Ontology annotation, biological process: regulation of DNA-templated transcription. The transcript has 3 exons. Lineage: Eukaryota; Fungi; Ascomycota; Eurotiomycetes; Eurotiales; Aspergillaceae. The record is from RefSeq and is a predicted model, not a curated record.
AUGGCUGCUGAUCGCUUCGUAUGCAUGCAGGACAUCAAGGAUGCCGCAAGGACGGGAGGGAACCUUGACACUCUCCUCGACUUGCUGACGAUUGCAUGGACCAUGUCUAUCCCACGCGAGACCAACACCUCCUGGAUUGUGGUACCACCUCUGGAAAGCCACGGCCAGGUGAAUGCAUCUCCCCUUGAGCGUAUAGAGUACGAGGCAGCCCAUUCAUUACUACAUUUCCGCGGAGACAGGGAAUUGCCCCAGCUUGUUCACGGCGGUCGGAAUGAGGAACCGCAGAGAUUGAUCCACUCCUUUGGCCACCGUGACACUUUGCUGUCUGGCCUUUCUCGACGGUCCAGAGUCCGUCGCGCGACACAGGCCUGUGAUCAAUGUCGAGUUCGGAAAGUAAGAUGCGAUGAGAAAGGGCCGAGGUGUACACAUUGCGAGGAGUACGAUCUGUCAUGCGUCUACAAAAUGCCGACUUAUAAGUUAGUUGUUCUCCUCGCUCCCUGCCGGGUAUUAUGUAUUUGUGUUGAGAUCGGGACAGAAAGGACAGAGAGCUCCAACAGCUCCUGGAUCGGAUACGAAAGUUGGGCGAGAGCUUCGAGGAGCGUUUAUCAUCUGUGGAAGAUGCGCAGGUCAAGCACAGCUUCCUGGUGA